Molecule: messenger RNA, 1473 nt
Organism: Aspergillus aculeatus ATCC 16872
Lineage: Eukaryota; Fungi; Ascomycota; Eurotiomycetes; Eurotiales; Aspergillaceae
Product: fungal specific transcription factor domain-containing protein
Exons: 4
Coding region: 1-1473 (490 amino acids)
Biological process (GO): DNA-templated transcription
Molecular function (GO): DNA binding; zinc ion binding
Source: RefSeq, a predicted model, not a curated record
AUGACUGAAGAAAGUGCAUCUGUCUUUCAUGUACCCUCCAAAGCAACCGGCUACCGAAUGAUCAGUCGAUUCUUUCAGAUAGCCGACCUUGGCAACCCAUUUUUCAUCAGUCCGUCGGAUGAAGUCAUCUUGCAAGUUGUCUUUGAACCACACAGGGUUCAGGAAAAGGCUUGGGUCGUCUAUUUCAACUACAUGCUGUUGGCAGCCGUGCCUGUCGAGGAGGAUAGCAAGAACGCAGCAGUGUUACGUCGAAACGUGCACUUGGCCCUCAACAACAGCAGUAUCUUCCUUGAGCCGCGCGAAAUCAACGUGCAAGUACUAGCCUUUCUAGCUAUGCAUGGGGAGGACUACGCCGCGCCCAAUACCUCGUGGAUGUUGCUUGGCAGCGCAUGCAGGCAGGCGGAAGCGCUCGGCAUGCAUAUAUCUGGUCCUCAAGGCUCGUCUGAAUCGCGACAGCAUCAACUGUGUCUCUUCUGGCUUCUCUUUAUGAUGGACAAAUCCUGCUCUCUUGCCUUCGGCCGCCCUGCGUUCUUGCCCACGGCUUUGUACCACCAUGUUCCUCUGCCGGACGACAGUACCCUACUCCUGUACCAGCCACAUACCCGUAUGCACGGUGCAGAGAUCCACCCAAGAGUAUCUCACUUCGGUGCACAGAUGCUCCGUUGUUCUAUCGAGCUAGCAAAGCUGAUGGGGAUCCUUGCGGAUGUCCUUACUACCGGUCACUCCGCAGUCUAUUCACGCAUGGAACUACGAUCCAAGCUAAAUGCUUGGUACUCGUACUCUAACCAGCGUAUGACAGAGAUUCUGGAAGUUGAGAGAGCCUCAUCCACAGCAGACCAAGUCCGGGAGAUGGCCCUCGGCAUCAACAGCAUGAAGUUCCAGUACCUGCACGUGCUGAUCCUGCUGCUAAAAGGCGAGGAGUCUUCGUCAAGUCUGCGUCUAUCGUCCGCCCGCGAAGCCCUAUCCCUUCUGACGUCAAUGGUGUCCAAUUGGAACUCCGUAUACAACGGCAUUAUCUGGCAUCUUCUUUACUACCCUUUCACUUCUUUCUUCGUUAUCUUUGAGAACAUCGUGCACCAUCCAGGCCCUAAGACACCUACCGUUGAACACGAUCUCAACCUUCUCGCGACAACGGUGACGUAUUUCGCAAGCAUGCGCUCGCAGAUGCGUCUCCUAGCGACGCUGUGUACCAGGCUCGAGCAUGUUGCGGCUACCUUCUUGCAGCUGGCGAGGAAUGUUCACUCCGCUUCCAGUGGAAAUGAAAAUCCGCCGUGUGAAUGGCACGACCACGAGCGCACCCGCGUAGAGGUAGAAGAACUCAAUGGUUCCAGCUACCUUGGCUUACUUCCGGCUGAUAUGGGAGCCUGGCCUGGACAUAAUCCUUUAGGUAAGGGUAAAGAGGCUCGACGGACGUUUGAUAGCAUGUUUGACUGGUUCUCGUGGGAUAUGUAUUAUGGAGAUCUCCAGGGGUAG